GGAGGAGGCCACCAUGCAGUCCUGGAGUCGAGUCAGGGUGGCCAAGUGCCAGCUGCUGGUCACCAGCUCCUUUGUCUUGCUACUGGGCCUUUCUAUGGCCGCCAUGGCAGCUGUCAACUACCUAGGGACACACUUUGCUGUCGUCGGCCGCGCAUCCUCAGACAGGACCCCCUAUGAGGCCACACGCCGCUGGGCCUUCUGCACCAGCAUCAGCCUGGCUGGGCUCCUGACCCUGGGCGCCGUGCUGGGUGCUGUAGCCACCGUGAGGGAGGCCGGAGGCCUCAUGGCUGGGGGCUUCCUGUGUUUUGCCCUGGCGUUCUGCAUCCUGGUGCAGGUGGCCUUCUGGAGAUUCCACAACCCUGCCCAGGUGGAGGAUGCCGUGUUAGACACCUACGAUCUGGUGUAUGACCAGGCAGUGAGGGGCUCGUCCGUCACCCUGCGGCAGCAGCUGGUGGCCAUUCAGGACACGUUCCUGUGCUGUGGGAAGAACUCUCCUUUCGGCCUCCUGGGGGGCACGGAGGUCAGUCUGUGUCCAGGAGAGGAGGCCACCAGACAGGACUGCUUGGUGGGGGUCAGGAGCUUCCUGAGGACCUAUGGAAACAUCGCCUCCACCCUCACUGGCAUCGGCCUGGCCUCCACGGUGUAUGCCGUGCUGCUCAGCUCCUUUCUCUGGUUCGCCUUUCGCUCUGGCUGCAGCUUGGACCGCAGGGGCAAGUACACCCUAAGCCGGAGAGCCCGUGACUGCCGGCCCCAGGAGCCCAGCUUCUUCAGACGCUCCCCGGGGGGGCCCGCACUCCAGCACCCGAUGGAAGCGGACGUUCUCGAUGGCCGCCUGUGUGCGAGCAGACCCUCAGGGGGCCCUCAGUUCCUCCAGGACAGCUGACGCUGCUUCAACCACCUGCCCUGCCACCUGUCGGCCCACAGAGCCCGAGCGGGCCUGAACACGAGCCUUACGAGGAGGGUGCGACGUGUUUUCUGCCGCAGCACGGAGGGACGGGGAAGGAGAGGAGGAGGCCAGCUCUGUUUCAGCAGACAAGGGGACCGGGGUCACUCACUGACUCCUCGGGAACAGACUGGGAAGUGGUCGGAGCAGAGAAGCCACGGGGCAGGUUUGGGCAGUCUGCUUAGUCUCACGAGGUCAGAGCCCAGGGCCGAGCCUGGCCGGGCGCCCCACUGGCCGCCGGCUCCGGGGGACCCUACUUCCAGGCUCAGUCCGGCUGCUGGCUGGACACAGGUCCGUGCGGCUGGAGGACCGAGGGCCCCCUC
Molecule: messenger RNA, 1266 nt
Organism: Puma concolor (puma)
Lineage: Eukaryota; Metazoa; Chordata; Mammalia; Carnivora; Felidae
Gene: TSPAN32
Product: tetraspanin 32
Cellular component (GO): membrane
Source: RefSeq, a predicted model, not a curated record